CUCCACUGUUUGAUUCAGCCAAUCAGAGCAGAGCAUACUGUCAGUGUCUCACUGCCUGCUGCUUGUCGUCUUCUUCUUCUCCUCGUGUCGCUGUGGACGGACGGACAGACGAUGCACACCAAAGGAAGCUCCUGCUGCUGCUCCUUCGAGGACUACAAACUGACCACUGAGUGGCUGUUGAACCAGACGAGUCACCGUCCGAAGGUGGCGGUGAUCUGUGGUUCUGGACUCGGUCUUCUGGCUGACAGAGCCGCGAACAAACAGACCUUCAGGUAUCAGGACAUCCCCAACUUCCCCGUCAGCACAGUGGCGGGUCAUGAAGGCUGCCUGGUGUUUGGGACAAUCGAGGACACUUCCUGUGUCUUCAUGCAAGGUCACUUCCACCUGUACGAAGGUUACUCCCUCUGUCAGGUGACUUUGCCUGUGAGGAUCUUUAAGCUGAUGGGGGUGGAGUCUGUGCUAGUGACAAACGCCUCUGGAGGAAUCUGUCCAGACUUUAAGGUCGGAGACAUCAUGGUCAUCAAAGACCAUAUCAACCUGCCAGGAUUCGCUGGACAGCAUCCACUGUGUGGACCCAACGACGAGCGUUUUGGGAUCAGGUUCCCCUGUAUGUCAGAUGCGUACAGUAAGGAUCUGCGGCGGCUGGCGUUGGAUGUGGGCUCUGAGCUCGGCUGCAGUGACUUCAUCAGAGAGGGAGUUUACUGCAUGGUGAGCGGACCCAACUUUGAAACCAUCGCCGAGGCCAGAAUGCUGCUGAUCCUUGGCUGCGACUCUGUGGGUAUGAGCACAGUUCCUGAAGUGACGGUGGCAAAACACUGUGGACUCAGAGUUCUUGGUCUGUCCCUCAUCACCAACAAGGUUUCUUUGGACUACAGCCGGGAGGAAAAGGUGAACCAUGAGGAGGUUCUGCAGAUCAGUAAGAUGAGAGCAGAAGUUCUUCAGAAACUGGUCACCAAACUGAUCUCUCGCUGCCAGCAGCAGAGCAUCAACACCCACUGACACGUCAUCAUCCGCUGACACGUCAUCAGUCAACACUGUCGGCUGUCUAUCCUUUUUCUCUCAGUGUCAUCUGUUCUGUAAUUACAAUGGAGAGUCAAUAACUCUGUGACUGUCAGCGACUGUUUAAUGAAUGAUGUUGACUGUGAUGAAGCAUCAGAACAAACAGGAAUAAAGCAUAAAGAAAUAA
Acanthopagrus latus (yellowfin seabream) is the source of this 1186-nucleotide messenger RNA. It is a transcript of the gene pnp4b, whose product is annotated as purine nucleoside phosphorylase 4b. Gene Ontology annotation, cellular component: cytoplasm. The coding region runs from base 112 to 999 and encodes 295 amino acids. Gene Ontology annotation, molecular function: purine-nucleoside phosphorylase activity. NCBI's taxonomy places the organism in Eukaryota, Metazoa, Chordata, Actinopteri, Spariformes, Sparidae. Gene Ontology annotation, biological process: nucleoside metabolic process. The record is from RefSeq and is a predicted model, not a curated record. The transcript has 7 exons.